Molecule: messenger RNA, 699 nt
Organism: Phaeoacremonium minimum UCRPA7
Lineage: Eukaryota; Fungi; Ascomycota; Sordariomycetes; Togniniales; Togniniaceae
Product: putative peptidase m24 protein
Exons: 1
Coding region: 1-699 (232 amino acids)
Source: RefSeq, a predicted model, not a curated record
AUGACUGCCACCUUAAGCCCAGAAGAGCAGGCUAGAGCAACGUACCUCUUAGAUGCACAGAAUAAAGCCGUAGCUCUCUUCGAUGAGAUUGAACGGGACUUACUCCGGCCGGGUGUCAGCGAGAAGACGCUGAGCGAUGAGAUUCACAAGCUCGGUCAGGAGCGUCACGGCAUCAAGACUCAUUGGCACAAACGAGUCAUCCGAAGCGGCCCAAACACAUUGAAGCCCUUCGCUGAGAACCCUCCGGACCGCAUCAUCGAGGAAGACGACAUAUUAUAUGUUGAUCUAGGACCCGUCUUCGAGGAGUGGGAAGCCGACUUCGGACGCACCUAUGUCCUCGGCAAUGAUCCGGUCAAGAAGCGCCUCCGCGACUCCCUGGAGCCAGUCUGGGACACAGUCAAGGCUCACUUCUCCAAAAAUCCAGACAUGACGGGCGAGGAGCUAUACAGUUUUGCCAGUAACGAGGCGGUCAAGCUUGGAUAUAAAUGGGGUGCUGAAAUAGCCGGCCACAUUGUGGGAUCCUUCCCCCAUGAGCGCAUUCCCAGAGACAAGACCACUCUCUAUAUCAUUCAAGGAAACAGCCUGCCCAUGAGCACUGCCGGCAAGGAUGGACACAAGCGGCACUGGAUUCUAGAGAUUCAUCUCCAUGACCCGGAUCAUGGGUUUGGCGGAUUCUAUGAGAAGCUCUUGACUGUUUAA